AACAAAAAGUCGGUCGUUCUGCUGGAGCAGCACAAAGCGGGUAGAGGCGGCCGCGGAUCCGGACGAGGCUCUUAUUUCUGACCUUAACCGAUUAAGUAGUCGCUCUACGGGAGCAGCAGGUAAACAACAACCGAGCGGUAUGUGUCUCUAAAGGUCGACGGUGAAGGAAAACCAUCGGUUUCUGCUGCCGAGGUUUUCUGACAGGUGCGUGUGGUGAGGUGUGCUGUGGGGGGGCAGCGGGAGGGACAGAGAGCCGAGCGGGUGAUUAAACAAUGAGGGAGGAAUGGACGCAGACCGCCUGCUGCUGCUGCUGGAAGCGGAUCUCUGGGUGACUUUGAGUCCUAAACAUGAAGCGUCCGGCUCUGGCGAUGCUGACCGUGGCCUCCCUCCUGCACGGUGUGACAGCCUCCAGAUGUGCCGGACGUGCCUGCAGCCCUCCAGUUGGUAACUUGGCCAGUGGCAGGACCCUCAGGACCCUCCACAUGCGCACGUCCAACGAUUCCUUCCUGGAGGAGCCCCAUCCCCCUGCCCUGAUGGUGGACGACCCCUUCCUACACCCCAGUACCUGGUGGGCUUCUGGGGCAGCAGCAGGGGGAGAGGACGAGAUCCGCUUGGACCUGGAGGCCCGUUUCUGCCUGACCCAUGUGGUGAUGGUGUUCCGCUCGCCCCGCCCGGCAGCCAUGAGCCUGGAGCGCUCGCGGGACUUUGGACGCACCUGGGAGACGUUGAAGCUGUUCGCCGAAAACUGCAGCUCCACGUUCGGAUCGGCCGACGACGCAAGCCAGCAAGGGGCGAUCUGCACGUCCAGGUACUCCAGCGCCACGCCCUGCGACGGAGGAGAGGUUAUAUUCCGGUCGUUGGGUCAGGCCGGCAGGAUGGAUGACCCCUACAGCCCUGAAGCUUUGUCCUUACUGACCCUCACUAACCUGCGCAUACGCCUCAUGAGGCCUCACCACUGUCCUACCUCGCUGGGCACCUCUAGAAGCCACCACAGUCCUCGCAGCCGUGGGUUCUCCCCCACCGUACCCAGUCAGUCACCGCGCAGCCCCACGCAACCGGCCCGAUCUGCCUCGUACGCCGUCUACUCGCUCCUGGCACGAGGGACCUGCCUGUGCCACGGCCACGCAGAGCACUGCCUGUCUACUGGAGAAGGACGGGACACGCAGGACAACAGCCCUGUGGUGCAGGGCAGGUGUGUUUGCACUCACCACACAGCAGGUGCUCACUGCGAGAGGUGCGCCCCGCUUUACAACGACCAGCCCUGGAGAGCAGCCAACGGCAGCAGCGGGGAGCCAAACCCCUGUCAGAAGUGUGAAUGUCAUGGCCACGCACAGAACUGUCACUUCUCCGAGAGGGUGUGGCGCUCCACAGGGCGCAUCAGCGGAGGGGUCUGUGAUAACUGCCAGCACAACACGGUGGGCCGCAAGUGCCAGCGCUGCCGCCCAGGGUACCACCGCCACCCAGCCAGACCCCUUAACUCUCCACAGGCCUGCACACGAUGCUGGUGUGACCCAGUUGGAUCUGUUCCAGCCCUGACCAGCACAGAGGGUCCCUGGUGCCACCCCAGAAGUGGGCAGUGCCACUGUAAGCCUGGGGUCGGGGGCACCAGCUGCAGUCACUGUCUUCCCGGACACUGGGGAUUUGGGCCAGAUGGCUGCAGGCCCUGUGUGUGCCCUCUGACCUGUGACCACAUCACAGGGCACUGCUUAGACAGCAAAGCCCGUGGCGAGUUUUACAACGUUCCCAUUGGAGGUAAAAUCCCAGACCUGACCCACUUUCGUCCACACGAGGAGGACAAGGUGUGGUCUAAAGAGCUGGCUGUCUCUGCUCUGUAUUACACAGGGAAAUGCAGCUGCAAAGAGAGGAAGCUGAAGGGUGUGUCCGACCUGUGUAAGAUGAAACAUUCUUAUGUGAUGAAGGCCAGCGUGCUGUCGGCUCAUGAUAAAGGCACCCACGCGGUGGUGCAGGUGAAGGUGAGGAAGGUGCUGCGCUCGGGCCUCCUGCCUCUCUCUCAGGGCACACGCAGUCUGUACCCGCUGCCCUGGACCAGCCGUGGCUGCACCUGCCCCGUCCUUAACCCAGGAGGUGACUACUUGCUGGCGGGCCCAGAAGACGUAGAAUCGGGACGGCUGCUGGUCACCAUGCAGAGUCUGGUGGUGCCAUGGACAUCCACACUCGGAUUUCUGGUCUCGGAAGCUGUACGGCAGGGAUGCUUGUGAGAAUGCUUUUUACCAUGCAACAUGGACAUUAAUGCACCCUUGGAUAUACCCCAUCAUGCAGAACUCCGAAUGUGGAGGAUGUGGGCAGUAUGAACAAGCAUAUAUUGGAGGUGGAAAGCUGCCUGGAAGUGCAGCAGUAGAUCCCUGAAAGGGAUUUAUAUUUGGAUUUGUACUUACCACCUUCUGUCCUUGCCUGCUUUCAAGGUUUCCACUGUUCAGCCUUUUGGAUCUGAGUAUAUUUUAAUACCCCUGCUCAAACGCAGUUGGCUGCGUCCACUCCUGCACAUAGACAGUGUGUGCUGGGUGGCCAUGGGCGUUUGAUGUUACUGCAUUUCAUACGAGUGGAGAGAUGGAGAGGAAGUAGCAUCCAGAGCUCCAGAUGGGGACUCGAGUUAGUGGCAUAUUGCUACAAAACCCCAGGUGGUUGCUAAGGUGUUGCAGUGUCAUCCCAGGUGGUUGCUAAGAUGCUGCUCUGCUAGACCAUUGCUGUGGAAUCCCAGGUGGUGGCUAAGGUGUUCCUAGGCUGUUGCUAUAGUAUCCAGGGGGCUGGUACGGUGUUGCUAGGCCAUUGCUACAUUAUCCCAGGUGAUUGCUAAAGUGUAAUGUAAUGACAUUUGAAUAGUAUAGCAAAACAACAGUAAUGUCUCAAGACUCUUAAGUGUUGGAAGAGAUCUAAACUAGUCAAAUGAGGUGGAGACACCUGUAAAAACUACAGCCCAUGAUGGAGUCAGCCAAAUAAACUGUGCUGUGCUGUGCUGUCACCUCACAUAGGACCAGACAGUAAAUACAGUAAGCAAACAGAUAACAUAGUAACUAUAGCUAUACUGGGAUGUAUUCACAGACCCAUCAGACAUACAUAUGUGAGCCAUAUAUUGUGCAUAUAUGUCCAGUAUUUGAUACUUACAUGUCCAUUGAUCAGGCAUAACAUUAUGACCACCUCCUUGUUUCUAUGCUCAUUGUCCAUUUUAUCAGCUCCACUUAUUGUAUAGGUGCACUUUUUAGUUCUGCACCACCCAAAUAGUACCUGCU
This is a messenger RNA of Pygocentrus nattereri (red-bellied piranha), 3248 nucleotides long. Its product is annotated as netrin-4. The transcript is spliced from 10 exons. Gene Ontology annotation, molecular function: protein binding. The record is from RefSeq and is a predicted model, not a curated record. Lineage: Eukaryota; Metazoa; Chordata; Actinopteri; Characiformes; Serrasalmidae. Bases 348 to 2219 code for a protein of 623 amino acids. Gene Ontology annotation, cellular component: laminin trimer. Gene Ontology annotation, biological process: basement membrane assembly; substrate adhesion-dependent cell spreading; cell migration.